GUGCCACGGUUAUGAACUUUGAACGUUCUUGCGGUUGAACAUCAGAGUCGAGGCUGGAGGAAAUGGAUAACUGCUUUAAAAUGAGUGGUUGAACGAUGGAGAACCUGUGCCACACCCUAGCGCCCUUGUCUCCAUGUGCCACCGUUUUCGGAGGGCCCUUCUCGCCCUCUUGUCACAUGACCUCCCUUCCCCUCUCGCCCAUCUCCUUCCCUCCAUCCCCGACCACGGCCGAGUCGCUCCCGUCCUCCUCAUCUUCCUCCUCGUCCUCCUGCUCUCCUCUUUCCAACUGUCCGGUAUCGCCGCACCUCGAGGACGACCUGACGUGCCUCAGCUGGCUGCACCAACGAGGCAACCUCCUCUCGCUCCAGCCGCUCCCCAAAGCGCCGCCGCCUCAGCCUCGAGCCGAGUCCGAACGGGAUCACGCCUCGGCCAAGCCGCCGUACUCCUUCAGCAGCCUGAUAUUCAUGGCCAUAGAGGAGUCGGCGGACAAGAAGCUGCCGGUGAAGGACAUUUACGGCUGGAUCGUGGACAAGUUCCCCUACUACAGGACGGCCAGUGCGGGAUGGAGGAACUCGGUGAGGCACAAUCUGUCCUUGAGCAAGAGCUUCUGCCGCAUGGAGAGGAACAAAAGUCAGUCGGCGGGGAAGGGGUCUCUGUGGUGCGUGAAUCCGGAGCAUCGAGCGUCGCUCCUGGAGGUUCUUCGGAAGACCCACGCCUACCACAGCAACAGCAGCAGCCUCAUAAACCAACCUGCCCUGUUGGAAGGCAUGGACUACAGUAGCAUGUCGGCAGUGUGUGACUCCAUGGAAAUGUCGGAUUGCCUCCCUCACAGCCUCAUGUUAUCCGCCCCCUCGCCCCACACUCCCAGCCCAGAUAAUCCCACUUUCGCCGACCACCCGGAUUUCCCCUUGACCCCGGACCACGAGGAGCUGGUGGCCAUCGAGCCGUUGGAAUACCAGGCGGAGGAUCUGGGCGGGGACUUGGACAAAGACCCCCUGGCCGACUGCGGCUACAUUGAGUUGCACUACUACCAGUCCCCGGAGUACCAGUACCUGGUUUUGCCCGACGAUACCGGGCUGGACCUGGAGACGGUGGAGAUCCUGCAGCUGGACACCGAGGCCCAGGAGGCGGCUGGCUCGCUGCUGGACUUAGCGGGGAGGGGCUACUAAUAAGAAUCGGAAGCGUUUUUGAGAAUUGUUUUAUUAUCAGGGACAACGCCACUGCCCAAUGAUUGCAAAAUUUGUAGAUUUCUGACAGGUUAGUGCAGAACUUUGUCAUUUGUGUUCAAGCACUUUCAAUGCACUAGUGUUAAAGCAUUUAGUCCCUAUCCUUGAUGAGGAGCCUCCUAGUGUGUGACACAUGUCUACUAGUUGGGCCAAGUAGGGUUACUAGUGCAGCAAGUUGUUGACAAGUAAGGUUCAAUCGUAACCUAAUAGGCCACAAGUAGCACUAGUAUUGGAACAAACACUACUAGUGAAACAGUUAUGCUACUGGUGUGCCCUUGUCAUUCUACUAGUCUACUGAAUUGUCUUACUAGUCAGGACAAAGAGCGUACUAGUACCAUUAAGAUGGAUAUCGAAUACAUUCUCAAACAGCUUUAUUGAAAGCAUUUGUUUGAUAUCUUUGAUAAGCAGCAUACUAAUGUGUGACACAUGCCUGCCAGUUACUAUUGCAGCACUUAGGUUUACUAAUAAGGUUCAAUUGCAUACUAGUGGGCCAAAAGUGGACUAAGUAGUUGAAAAACGCUAUUAGUAGGACACAGUCGUUCUACUAGUGCACUGAAUUGUCUGAAUAGUUGAGGACAAAGAGUAUACUAGUACAUUAAGCUGGAUAUCAAGGAUAUGAAAUAAAUGCUUCUUUCCAUUGUCAUCGCCUUCCAACUCAUGUAUCACAGAUGAUUCUUCAUAGAUUUCCUAAUUAAUGACUUAGUGUGUUUAAUGCGCACAAGCUCAUUUGAAUAAUUGUCAACAUAUUUAACAUUCAUUCAUGCAUUCCCAUACGGCUUAUCCUCGCUGGGAUUGUGGGCGUGCUGGAGCCUAUCCCAGCUAUCUUUGGGCGAGAGGCGGGGUACACCCUGAAGUGGUCACCAGCCAAUCGCAGGGCACAUAGAAACAAAGAACCAUUCGCACUCACAUUCACACCUACGGGCAAUUUAUAGAGUCUUCAAUCAACCUACCACGCAGGUUUUUGGAAUGUGGGAGGAAACCGGAGUACCCGGAGAAAACCCACGCAGGCACGGGGAGAACAUGCAAACCAGAUUUGAACCCUGGUCCUCAGAACUGAGGCAGAUGCGCUAACCAGUCGUCCACCGUGCCGCCCAUAUUUAACACAUUUAAAGUAAUUCAAAAGUCAAUAGAAACCAAUUAAAUUUGUGAAA
Phycodurus eques (leafy seadragon) is the source of this 2377-nucleotide messenger RNA. RefSeq names its product forkhead box protein N2. The record is from RefSeq and is a predicted model, not a curated record. NCBI's taxonomy places the organism in Eukaryota, Metazoa, Chordata, Actinopteri, Syngnathiformes, Syngnathidae. The coding region runs from base 96 to 1169 and encodes 357 amino acids. Gene Ontology annotation, molecular function: DNA-binding transcription factor activity; cis-regulatory region sequence-specific DNA binding. The transcript is spliced from 5 exons. Gene Ontology annotation, biological process: regulation of DNA-templated transcription. Gene Ontology annotation, cellular component: nucleus.